Molecule: messenger RNA, 7018 nt
Organism: Ostrinia furnacalis (Asian corn borer)
Lineage: Eukaryota; Metazoa; Arthropoda; Insecta; Lepidoptera; Crambidae
Exons: 9
Coding region: 157-6552 (2131 amino acids)
Source: RefSeq, a predicted model, not a curated record
AUACGUCAACGUGGUAACCGCUACGGUAAAAAAUGCUUUCUGUGACAGUGUACACUAGUUGAAUAGUGAUUCGGGUGUUAAAAUAAUAUUGCUUGUGAUGAUAGAGAACUAAAAGACUGGUUUGGAUUAUCGCUGCGUCGAAAGUGAGGCGUGGAGAUGGCCGAAGUGGACAAGUUCAAGAGGCGGGUGAUCAGGGCCGUGGCCCGCCAUCUUCGCCAGGACAAGACGCCUGGAGAGGCCAUGUGGAAGGCUCUGAGGAACGAGGCCGGGUGUGACUGCAAGCUGCUGUGGCAGCGGAUGCGAGCCCUCACUCUGAAGAAGAUGAAGCGACUGGUGCUGGCUGAAGACCGCCUCAACAACAUAGCGGCGGUGGCUCAAAUGACGCUCACAGACUGGCUGCUAUUCGACUUGGUACUCGUGCAUGAAGAGAUCGAUGUUAUUGGACAGGACUUAAAAACAGAGCCGGGCAUCUUGAUGGACCUGUUCAACGUCGUGAAGCGAUUCCAGAUCGAGGGCAAGCAGGGCGAAGCCCUAACCACCGCCUGGACCGCUGCCACGUUUUACUACAACAGCUUCGGGCGCCAAUGCUCGCCAAUGCUGCUGCAGCGGCGGUGGUACCAGAUAAAGAAGAACACCAGGAAGAAUUUCUACAAGUUCUGGUUCGAGUACCGCGGGAAUGCGCGGCUUGUGAGCGCCGCUAAGGCAUUCCAACCAACACCUCUCCAGUCCGCGGUUGCUCAAAGAUUCCCGCACAUCGUGACGAAGCCCUUCAUGGAGUGGGACCAGAUGAUCAAGGAGAAAUACGUCAUACUACCCGAAGAAUUUGAGGCAAAAAUAAAAAAGAAAUAUACCAAGAAAUCUAAGCCAGCAGCAAAUGAACCGGACAUCGUUCUUGUGGAGCCUCAAAUUGAAACCAUCGAUGUUGAAUCUGACCCAGAAGGAGACAAGGAAGACAAGAAUGAAUCCAAUUCAAACAGGAACACGCCUGAACCAAACACGAUGGCUCAAUUUCCGACCAUCGCGGCUUUACUUAAAAAAGAACCGGUUGACGACUUCGAAAUAGACGUAGAUGAUGUGAACGAGAAUGCUGAAGAAACCAGCCACAUAGACGAUGAAACAUUGACAGCUGUUGGAGCGAUUACCGAUGACGUAGGUGACUCUACGAUGACUACUGAUGACGACACAAAUACAAUGCCAAUGAUAUGCAGCGUAGCAGGAAAUUUCAGCGAAGACUCUGUCACGAAUUCCUCGAAAGAAACCGCCAAUGAAGUGAUGGAUGAAAUAAAUAGCAUACUGACGUCAGCAGCAACCAAACCAAACGUAAAAAGUGAACCAAAGUCACCAAUACCAGAUGAAACCAGCACUGUAGUAGUUAUUAGCCCUGAUAAACCACAAAGUGCCAAAUUAGUGACAGAAACGAUAGAAGAGGACACAGAUGAGUUAAUGGUUAUCGACGAAUCGGUAAAAGAUAACGUAGAAGGCAACCAAAGUGAGGUUAUGACUGAAAUUGACAAUAUUCUUGAAUCUGCAAUACAAGGGAAAGUGCAAUCGCAUAAAUCUAAAAUUGAUACGCCAGCUACUCAUUCCAAAUUAAUGGAAGUAGAUGAAACUGCGAAAGAACUUAUAAAAGAAUGCUCAGCAAUAGAUAUUACUGCAGAUGACGUCGAACAAGAUACUGGAGAAGAGAUUGAUGAUGUUGAUAAAGUCAAUUCAAUAGACGACUGCGUAAAGCGUGAAGUUAAUGCUGAAUCAGACGAAGAUGAUGAAGUUAAACUAGUAGAUAUUAAAAGUGUUGGAAAAUCUCCAAAAAGUGUAGAAGAAAAUAUGACAGUUCCAUUGAUAUCAAGUAUACAUGGAGGUGAAAAACCGACUGAUGAUUCUAUGAUGGAUAUUUCAACAGAAGUGACAUUUGAAGACGAUGGAAUCGAGUUGGUAGACGAUGGAAUAGCAAUUGAAGAUGACGAUGAUUAUGGGGCAGAAUCGGUUGAACCUGAAGCAUCAGAAGAUAAUGAACCCGCAAAAUUCGAUCUGAAACUAUUGAUGCAUCCUUGCGUGUACACAAUAAAAUUAGAAGACAUGUACGUUUUCAAAAAUAAAGACAUACACGAAGUGAAAGACGUGCUCACAAUAGAAGCUGCUCUAAUCGAGAGUAAAAUGCAUAUCAAAAAGGAAUCGAUCAAUGAUUUAAAAGAGGAACUGCAGGACAUAAUAAAAGAGGACUUGGAGGACAUAAUAAAAGAGAAACCGGAGAUAAUAAUAAAAGAAGAGCCGGAGAACAUGAUAAACGAGGACCCGAACGAAAUAAUAAAACAGGAGCCGGAAGAGGACACAAAACACAGCAGCGACGAGAAUUCCAGCGACGAAGACGAGGUGCCCGAGAACAGAAGGGUGAAACUAACCAGCUACAUGCUCCAAAAGCCGAAGAGCCGAAGCUACAACCCGAUCCAGCUGUGCAAGAACCCCGACUUCAACACGCGACUGAAGAGGCUCACAGUGGGCUUCCUGAGCUCGAACAGGAACAGGCUGCUGCUGAAAUACCUGAAGCCGAUGACCGUCGAUCUGAGUAAAGCGUUCGAGAGCAAGCUGAUAGACGGGACGAUAUAUCUGAAGCCGGACUCGGACGGGCCCAGGAUCAAACGCGAGAAGGAGGAGGAGACGAGCUCCCAGGCCAGCAGCGCCGUGCUUCCGUCGGCUAUGCCCGCGCAGAUGCUCAUCGAUUCCACCUGCACGGCCGCGCUGCGCGACCUGCUGCCCCCGCCCUCGCGGAACCACCCCACCCCUCUCCCGGAGCGACAGAAGACCGUCACCCUCCCCGACAUCAACAACAUCCGCCGCAUCAACCAGAACCUCCUCACGGCGGAGGUCACCCCCAUGCGGAUCCAGGCCGGCGACGCCAACAAAUACGACCCCCCCGUCCAUAUAGUCUCGCCGCCGAAAGCAACCCCGUUCGUCCCCGAAAACCCUAAGCGGGUCGAAACGCGCCCCGAGAAUGUAACGAACGCUCCCGAACCCGACCCCGAAACCGCAGCCCCGGAAGCGGUUUCGGGCCCGUCGACGGCCGCCCCCGGGGAGAAAACCAGGAAACAACAUACGAAACAACCGAGAGCGUUCGUCAGCUGGAACGUGUACAAAAAGCCGAGCAAACCGUGCGCCGAAGACGAGUUCCUGUUGACUCUGGACGCUCUCAGCAAAAUGUUACAUCUGUUCAACGAGAACGAAACGGUGUUGAAAAUUAAAGGCCACAAGCCGCUUUUCAGACAAAAAAUGGAAUUAAUGAAGCGACUCUAUCAAUAUGAAAAUAACGUCGAAGACGAAACCCGCGAAUCCUUCGACAUCACCGAGGAGGAUAAGGCCAAGGAAGCCGCGAAAGAAAAAGAAAAGAAGCGUAAAGAAAAAGCUAUGGAUGUGCCGCCGCCCUUGGUAGUUAUCACGCCGAAAAUAAACGUCGUCGAAGGACAAGAACCAUACGCUCCGUACUGUUGUUGGGCUCGCAACAAAAUCGUGACCGGCGGCGGCAAGGCGCUGCGAGCUCAUCGAUGCCCGCGGGUGUGCCGCUGCUGCUGCCGAGAUCAGUUGGCGCAACAAUUCGUUGAGAGACACAAAAAACCUCCAACAAUAGACAUUUCUGACGAAGACGAAACUCCAAAAUUAAAAAAAGUGAGUGAAAGUAUAGAAACUGUCGUGCAAUCGGCUCCAAGGUUGACAGUCAAGCCAGCUGAAGAAUUACUACCGCCACCACUAGUGCUGUCUAAAAAGAAGCCCAGGAGGCAUAUAGUUCAUGUACCGGCUGCGAUGGACGCUAGAACCGUCUCCACUUCUACUGUUUCCACAUCAACCGACCUCGAUUCUACAGACCCCGCGAUGGCUGUCUCAACUCCUGCCGUGAGCGGUUCGCUUAGUUCGGUCCCCACUGCAGACGUGUCCGCUUCGCCCGUUACCACUUCCGUCAUUGACGAACCGGGUGUUAGUCCAGUCAUUCCCGACCCGGUCGAUCCUGCUCCGGUCGUCCCCGCUACGGCCAUCCCGACUCCGGUAAUCCAGCCGCCUCCAUCCACAAUUGCUCCCAAAAAACUUAACCAGUCGGAAGUAAUAACUAUAAAUGACAGUGACGACGUUACUCCUCCACUUCCGAAAAUAAAACCCCCUAAUAAAAGAAUGUACCCUUACGCCGGCAUGUCACAGCUUAUCCGGAAAGACACCUUUGUAUUCCCGACGCCGUAUCGACCGCGCGUCAAGCAUCAGGGCCACAUCACCAUAGACGCCAGCCGAAAGGAAUUGAAAAUCCACAGCCAGACAGCGACCUACCGCGACGCACCGGGCAUGAUGGAGAAGAUCCUAUACCUCAACAGUAAAAAGCAGGCCGAAGGAGCCUCACCAAUAUUUCUGGGUCAGAAUAAAAUUUUGUUGACUGACAUCCGAUUUCCGCGUAAUGAUUCUGUCGGGACCGUACAGAGCAUGUUACCUCCCGUCAACACAGUGCCGGUGACGAUACCCACCACCGCGGAAGCGCCGCCGCCGCAGCUGCCUGCCGGCGUGCACAUUGUCCUGCUGCCCGAUGGACAGCUGACCUACUCCGUCGAGUCAGGCGUCGAACUUACCGAGCAGGACCUCGUAGCGAUUCCGAUCAUAAUAGAAGCCGUGCGAAAACAGCUCAACAGCACAAAUAACGCUGGACUGAAUGCGGCUGGCCAACUGGAUGUUAUUAACGCAGCAAUCGCCGGUGUAGCAAGCUCUGCUGGUGCAGCGAGCACUACUGGUCAACCGGACACUCCUGGUGUAGUUGCUGACGCAAAUUCCCAGGAGCCUGUUGACCUUACCGAUGAAAACACUGAUGAUGCUCCUGCAUGUUCAGAUGUGACGACUAAUCCCGAGGCGAGUGUGCCACUCGAACCCGAAACACAAGAAUCUGCUGCAGUUUCGAGUAAUACCGAAAAUAAAACAGAUUCAACGGAGAACGACAGUGAAAACCAAAACCAAAUCGAAAACAAAACAGAUAAUGAUUCCGCUAAAAUAGUGAACGUUAUGAAUACUAGCCCAGAAAACAUUCAAAUGACAGAUACUUCAGAAGCUGAACGGGAUAAUAAUAAUGCUGCUAGUACUGAAAAUAUUAGUGAAGUGCCAUCAAACCAGACUGAGCAAGAAAAUUCAUUAACGGAAACCAAUGAUAAAAUCACAGUGCCUGACAAUGAAACUACCACUCCAAUAGAAAUGUCCGAUGAUAAUAAAGUUGAUCAAGGAACUGGUGAUUCAGCAGGGCCUGCUGAACCCUCAGAUGUACUGGAAAAUAGUUCCGAAAAGCCAGAAGCUACGACGUCGAGCAAUUCCAACAGAAAAACGCUAUUAUCUGAUCUAAUGGAAAUGUCGGGGAUAUCUGAGGAAGACAUUCAAACAAGUGUUCCCGUGGUGAAUCAGGUUGUUCAGACGCAGCCAGUUAUGCUUACAGCUCCUGCGGAGGCAGACGUUAUGAUGACAGCUCCCGCCCAGCCGGAGGCUUUGCUGCCAGCGCCGGUGGAUCCAGACGUUGUAAUCGACGGCCCAGUUCCUCCGCCCCUUACGCCAAACUGCGCCGAGCUGUCUCCGAUCAUGUCAUUUAGCCAACUAAAGUACGCAUGCGAACGUAACGGCACAUUCUUCAAAUUGGACUUGAAACUUGGAACGCUCUCGAGGAUAUCGGUAUGUUUAAAGAAAAAUCCUCCUCGGAAACAGCCCUUGAAAAUACUGCCGAAAUCUGUGAUCGAUCUGACGGACGACCCAGAAGACGUGCAGGAGGUGCCACUGGAGUCAGUUGACGAAGAUACGCUGCCAAAGACCGUGAUACGAACUAACAAGUCUCUAUUGAAGGACCCUAAGGACCGACCGACUUCCGGGCAGCCGGAAGCCGUCACACCGUUAAAACUUUUCAGAGCUAUUCGUAUCUUAAAAAAGAAUAAACAAGAAUCUCAUCUCAAACCACUCAUAAGUAAACCUUCAUCAAGUAACGCAACUAAUAAUGUUCAAACAAAACAAACCAGGAAGCAGGAAUUGAACGAAUCUAGCUUAAGGCAUGAAUCACAAAGUGAAAAUAAUCAGGAAACGGGCCAAGAGUCGGUAGACGACGGAUUAACAUCUCGAGAAUUGGACGAAAGCAGUCUCGAUUCAGAAGAACUCAAUCAAUACAUAUGGAAAGACUCAUCAGGCAGUGAGAGCGAUUCGUCCGAUGAUGAACCAUUGGCUAAGAAGGCUAAGCGAAUGAGGUGUGACGAGGAUCAGGAAGAGAGUAACGUUGGGGAGGCACAAAUGGAUCAAGAUCAAAACCCUGCGAUUGAAAGGCCUAAAGAGGUAGAAGUUUCGAAAGAUACGAAUGCACAGAACGAGGUUGAAAUGGAGGUUGUUAAUGAUCAAAUGGAGGACGAGAAAAUGGUGGAGGAAAGAUUGGAGGAAGAUGAAGAGGUCCCUGAAGAUGCAGAUAUUGCGGGAGUCGAAGAGGUGCCUAUUGCGGGAGGCAUGCAGUCAGAAAUGAUGGAGCGAAUGGACGAAGGCGAGGACGACGAUAACUGCAUUCUUGGAGUUUAAUUCCCAUCACUCGUAAUUUGAUGAACAGCGAACAGAUGAUUUUUGAAAUUAUUGAAACUAUAUUUGCUUCAAAUGAAGAAAUGGGACGUACAAAACACGUUUAUAGCAUCAUAUUACAAUUUGAUAUUGGACAGAAGGAAGAGAAACUUUGUAAAUAAAUAAAUGUGUAGUGUUAUGUAAAUAUGUCUUAAUGUAAGUCUUGUAUUAGAAUGCCCAAAAUAUACAUAUUCAAACGUAAACAAGGUGUUAAUACAUCUGUCUAUUAUGGAUAUGUAUUAUUUUUUUAACUUCUUAUGGCCAAGCCAAGAUAUUUUAUAGCAGGUAUGUACUUACUUACCCUUUUUUUAGUCUCAUUCUUAUUUUAUUAACAUAAGAAACUGACACUAUUGUAAAUCCUAUACAGGGUGUUAGGUAAAUGGGUAUAUGAGCCGACACUAGCCCAUGUUAACAUGGUCAUAUAAAUGGU